CUGAGAUUCUCAGUCUGAGAACCAAUCUUCAAACUGUUUAAUUUGAUAAGUUAUCUCCAAUUAUUUCAUUGGCCAUUAUAAUUGUUGCAAUUGUAUUGUAUUUAUUUAAGUAGAAGUUACAACUGACGCAUUGUCAUAGUUCUUAAUCAUCAAUAAUCCAUCUAUUGUCUAUUCAUCAAUUUCUAUAUUAUUUUAAUUAUUCAUAGAAUUUAAUACAAUUUAAAGAAAGUUUAACAGAUUAAUGAUCCCCUUUGGUGCAUUUCGUAUAGGGAAGAUGUUCCUAUUUAUGUUCAACGUUUUUAUCCUUUUUGCGGAAUUUUUUAUGCUGAUUGGUCAAAUUUACGCAAUUGUAUUUGAAAUGUGUAAACAACUAAUAUUCCCUGUUAAAAGGAAAUCGGUUCAAGGAAAAAAAGUUUUGAUCACUGGAGCUGGUGGUUGUAUCGGCAGGGAAUUAGCUAUCAAAUUUAGUAGACUAGGAGCAACAAUAAUUGUUUUGGACAGAAACAAGCACAAAGGUGAAGAAACAGUUGCCCAGGUCAGGCAAAGGGGUGGUAUUGCUUUCUUUUUUGAAGUUGAUGUCAGUAAUUACGCUUGGGUUGGAGAUGCUUUAGAUAAAGUAUAUCAAACUGUUGGCCCUGUUGAUAUUGCGAUUAAUAAUGCUGGUAUACUUAACGCCCGACCAAUCACGAGAUUAUCUGAGGAAAUGGUUGCUGAAACAAUCAAAGUUAAUCUUUUGGGUCAAAUGUGGGUAACAAAGCAAAUCUUACCUCGAAUGGUCGCAGAGAAACAAGGGCAUAUUGUUGCUAUAGCAUCUAACAGUGCAAUUUUCGGGAAAACAUUUUUAACCGAUUACUCGUCAUCAAAAGCCGGUGUCAUUGGUUUUAUGAGCGCUUUGGAGGAAGAAUUACGUUAUGAGAAGAAAGACUACAUUAAAUUAACCACAAUCUGUCCGGCAGCAAUCGACACUGGUUUAUCUGCAGCUGUCGAAACUCGUUUUCCACGUCUUCUACCUAUUCUUAAUGUCCAGAAAGCCGCUGAUAUCAUGAUUGAAAAUAUCCUGAGAGAAGAGCCUUUCGUUAUCAUGCCUCUUGGCUACAAAAUACUCUAUUACAUUCUAAGAAAUCUUCCUUACAAAAUUGAAAUAUUGGUUCGUGAUUUUAUUGGUAACACCGUCGAAGCAAAACCUUGCGAUUGAUUGAUUGUUCCCCAAAGAUGAACCCGCACUAAUUACAAACUCAAAAAUAUUCCCCAAUUUAUAUUCCUUAAAUUUCUGUUAUAUGUACAAAUUUUUAUUUUAUCUCAUAAGUAGAGGUCAUUGCAUGAAAAACUUCCAAUUCUCUUAUCUCGAUGGUGAUUAGUAAAAAUUGGUAAACAUGAAAAGUCCAACCAAGGGUAAAGGUUAAGAUUUCCAUUGAACAUUUCCAUCUUAAUUUUUUAAUCACAAUUGAAACAAUAUAAUUGUAAGUUCUUUCACGCAAUACUCUUUACUAAGAAAUCGAUUGAAAUUUUAUUAUUGAAAGAAACUUUCUGAAAUGUUAAUCAAAUUUUUA
Tetranychus urticae (two-spotted spider mite) is the source of this 1550-nucleotide messenger RNA. RefSeq names its product epidermal retinol dehydrogenase 2. Lineage: Eukaryota; Metazoa; Arthropoda; Arachnida; Trombidiformes; Tetranychidae. Gene Ontology annotation, cellular component: lipid droplet. The record is from RefSeq and is a predicted model, not a curated record. Gene Ontology annotation, molecular function: oxidoreductase activity, acting on the CH-OH group of donors, NAD or NADP as acceptor.